Molecule: messenger RNA, 2752 nt
Organism: Euleptes europaea (tarantolino)
Lineage: Eukaryota; Metazoa; Chordata; Lepidosauria; Squamata; Sphaerodactylidae
Gene: XYLT2
Product: xylosyltransferase 2
Exons: 12
Coding region: 7-2670 (887 amino acids)
Biological process (GO): chondroitin sulfate proteoglycan biosynthetic process; heparan sulfate proteoglycan biosynthetic process
Cellular component (GO): membrane
Molecular function (GO): protein xylosyltransferase activity
Source: RefSeq, a predicted model, not a curated record
CCCGCAAUGAAGAUGGUGGCGAGCGCGCGGGUGCAGAAGCUGGCCCGCCGCUACAAGCUGGCCAUCGCGGCGGCGCUGGCCAUCCUGCUCGUCCAGGGCCUGGCGGUGUGGAGCUUCAGCAGCUUGGAGGAGGACGAGCAGGGGGAGAAGGGGCGGCAGAAGAAGGCCCAGGUACUCGGGAACGGGGGAGGAUCAAAGGAUUCAGACAGCUCAGCAGGCCGACGGGGGAGCUUGAGCCGGAAGCACGGACGAUGGAAGAGUCGCCCAGACAAUCCCGGCGUUCUGGUGGCCAAGGUGGUACGAGCCGUCACGGUGAAGCACAAGCCUGGGCGGAGGAUGCCAGUCUACCUAGAUUCCUCAAGCCGGAGGAACCUGACAGAGCUCAGAGGGGAUGCCCAGCUGGCAGUGCUCCAACAGGGGGACACAGGCAGUGUGGAAGGGGCGCCGCAGCCCACCGAGAACAACUUCACUCCAAAGUGCGAGAUCACGGGCAAGGACGCGCUGUCUGCAUUAGCCAGAGCCAGCAGUAAGCAGUGUCAGCAGGAGAUUGCCAAUGUGGUGUGCCUGCACCAAGCGGGGAACCUGAUGCCACGCUCUCUGCCCCGGCAGUGCCAGCUCUCAGGGAAAGUCAGCCCCGUGAUCCAGUGGGAUGAGAGCAGGAUGCUCCAGGUCUCCGUGAGCAAGCCAGUCCGGAUCGCGUACGUGUUGGUGGUUCAUGGGCGAGCCAUCCGCCAGCUGAAGCGCCUCAUCAAGGCCGUGUAUCAUCAGCAACAUUUCUUCUACAUCCAUGUUGACAAGCGCUCCACUUACCUGCACCGUGAAGUGUUGGAGGUGGCCCAGCAUUAUACCAACAUACGGGUCACCCCUUGGAAUAUGGUCACUAUCUGGGGCGGGGCCAGCCUCCUGAAGAUGUACCUGCGCAGCAUGAAGGAUCUGCUAGAGAUGACGGACUGGUCCUGGGACUAUUUCAUCAACCUGAGUGCCACAGACUACCCAACAAGGACCAAUGAGGAGCUGGUGACAUUCCUGUCGAAAUAUCGAGACAAGAACUUCCUCAAGUCUCAUGGCCGAGAUAAUGCCAGGUUCAUCAAGAAGCAAGGUCUAGACAGACUUUUCCACGAAUGCGACUCUCAUAUGUGGCGGCUGGGCGAACGGCAGAUCCCGGAGGGCAUUGUGGUGGACGGUGGCUCAGAUUGGUUUGCCCUGACUCACAGCUUUGUGGAAUACGUGGUCUACACCAGCGACAAACUGGUCUCCCAGCUGCGGCAGUUCUACACAUACACACUUCUCCCAGCAGAGAGUGUGGCUUUUCUUGUUUCAGAAUGUGGAAGUGUUUGCAGUACACUCAGCACCCACAGACCUGCACUUUAUAUCAUGUCCUUUUUCCAUACCGUCCUGGAGAACAGCCACGCCUGCGAUACCCUGGUAGACAACAACCUCCGGGUGACCAACUGGAACCGCAAGCUGGGCUGCAAGUGCCAGUAUAAGCACAUUGUGGACUGGUGCGGCUGCUCGCCGAAUGACUUCAAGCCACAAGACUUCUUGCGACUGCAGCAACUCUCCAGACCCACCUUCUUUGCCAGGAAGUUUGAAUCAACCAUCAAUCAGGAGGUGCUGGAGAUCUUGGACUCCCAUCUCUAUGGUAACUACCCACCUAACACGCCAGCCCUCAAGGCCUAUUGGGAGAGUGUCUAUGACCGCGUGGAUGGGCUGAGUGGGCUCAGCGACGUCACCCUGACUGUGUACACAUCCUUCUCCAGGCUGGGGCUACAGAAAGUGACAUCUACGCGGGCGCAGAAAGAUGAGAGGCUUUGCAGAUUUGAGCCUCAGGGCUUCCCAUCCAGUGUGCAUCUGUAUUUCUAUGAUGACCAUUUCCAGGGCUACUUGGUGACUCAGGAGGUGCAGAACUUUGUAACCCAGCAGACGGAGUCUCUAGAAAUGUGGAUCAUGCCCCGAGGGACUCUCAAACUAGCAGGUCAUGGGAGACAGUCGAACCGUCUGCAGAAUCUGGAGGUGGGGACUGAGUGGGAUCCCAAGGAGAGGAUCUUCCGCAACUUUGGUGGUCUGAUUGGGCCUUUUGAUGAGCCAGUGGCUAUGCAGAAAUGGUCACGGGGUCCCAACCUCACAGCCACCGUUGUUUGGAUUGAUCCCACCUACGUCAUUGCCACGUCUUACGACAUCACCGUCGAUGCAGAGGCAGAGUUUACACAGUACAAACCGCCCCUGAACCGGCCUCUUCGCCCUGGUGUGUGGACCAUCCGUCUCCUCCAGUUCUGGGAACCCCUGGGGGAGAGCCAGUUCUUGGUGGUCCCGCAGACCUUCAAUCGCAAGCAGCCCCUCAGGAAAGAUGACGGCAGAUGGCUGCACUCCGGUCCUCCCCGCAACGAGUACAUGGAGCAGAAUUUCCAGGGCCUGGCUGGAAUCUUGAGCCUGCCACGUUUGGACGACACAGAGCGGGCUGCGUACCAGCACACCCAGCUGGCAGGCAAGGCCCUAGAGAACUGGACAGACAGCAGCAUCGGCAGCUUCUGGUCGGUAGCCGGCCUCUGCGUGGCAAGCCCUUUCAGUUGCUCCACCCUGGAGCUGUGUAGCAAAACCUCAUGGAGUUCACUGUCCCCAGACCCCAAAUCAGAACUGGGGGCCAUCAAGCCGGAUGGGCGGCUGAGGUAGCAGGGGCAGCCGGCAGCACAUUGCUGGGAGCAAGGAAGCAUCCACACGGCAGGUGGGCGUACGUUUCCCUGCGCACACAGAC